GGUUCGCUAAAUCGCUCCCAGGAGCCGCGGCUGCCGGCAGCCAUGGGCCCGGCCGCGCGCCUGCUGUGUCUGCUGCUGGUGCCCGGCCUGAGCGCGGGGCAGAGCCUGGGCUCCGGCCGCCGCCCCCCGCCGCAGAGCGGCCCGAAGGGGUGGGCGCGCGGGGGCGGGCGCCGGCUGCUGUCCCUGGAGCUGCUGGAGGAGGCCGAGGACCUGUCGCUGGCCCUGCUAGAGACGGGGCUCCCCGGGCAGCUGCCGCCCGAGUGCCGGGAGCUCCUGGUGGGCUUCGCCAACAGCAGCGUGCGGCUCGCCGGCUGCCUGGUGCGGAGCGCCCGGCCCGUGCGCCUCUGCCGGAGCUGCUACCGCCACUUCCAGAGCGUCACGGAGCAGCUGGAGAACAUCACCCGGGCCGUGGGGAAUUCUUCGGAGAGCAACUGUGCAAAAAGCCUCUUGAUGUCUGAUAGGGUUCAACUAGUUGUGAUCCUUUCGCAGUUCUUUAACAGUACUUGGGAGAAGGCCAACUGUGCAAAUUGUUUGAAGAACAACAGUGAAGGGCUAUCAAAUAGUACAGCAGAGUUCCUGGACUUAUUCAAUACAACACUGAUGUGCUUCGAACAUAACUUCCAGGGGCAAUCCAUCAGUCUUGUAUCAAGCAACCACACAGAAGUAUGCAGAAACUGCAAUGGAACUUACAGAAACCUGAAUACCAUGUAUAACAAAAUGCAAAAAAUGACUGGACUGGGCAGCCACUCAGAACACAGAACACACUUGUGUAUUGAUGUGGAAGAUGCAAUGAACAUUACACGAAGGCUUUGGAGUAGAACUUUCAACUGUUCUGUCCCAUGCAGUGAUACGGUCCCAGUGAUUGCAGUUUCUUCAUUCAUUCUCUUUUUACCAGUCAUUUUUUACCUUAGUAGCUUCCUUCACUCAAAGCAGAAGAAACGUAUACUCAUUCUGCCCAAGCGUAUCCAAUCAAAUGCCAGUCUUGUGAACAUCCAAGAAAAGUACAGCUGAGCUGCAACACAAAACCAGAAAACCACAACUGGGUAUAUAUUGGGUACAAUUGUGGUGGAAGGAGGACCGCACAAAAGAGGAGUUAAUUACGGUUUAGUGUUGCUCUGUAUCAUUAUACAAGUUAAACAAAAUGCUGUCUGACUCCUAAACGGGUAUAUUAACAAACUUGACAAGGCAGGGCUAUGAGACGCAGUAUGGACUUCUGAUUUGAAAAAUAAGUUAAUUCUUUCCAGACUAGUGCUGAAGCUGGUUAUUUUCUGAUUCUUUGAUUGCAGGUUUUUGUACCUUUUAUCAACAGAAUAUGUACUUCUCCUGUAUGUUUUUUCCUUUAUAUUUAAUUUUCUAUAUUGACUCCAUAAAAAUCUAGUAUGACAGUUGUGUUUAUUUCCAGGCAUGUUAGUACAGUCUGAGAUGUGAUCAUCUUUCCGAUGUGGUUCUUAUGAACUAGCAAAGCUUAAUAUAAUUUGUUUUGGUUUAAUUCAGUAUCAGAAUUAGAACAUUUCAAAGUAAAAAUGCCAUCUUACCACCUUUGGGUAGACUUGUACUACAGGUUUCAAAAACUAGCCCCCUUACAUAGCAUCUCUUGAUAGACACAGUCAUGCUGCUUAGUUCAUUUUAGUGGUGUCUUUAUUAUUUAAAAAAAAAAAAAGUGAGAGAUGCAAGGAAAAUGAUAAAUUUCUGGCAAUGAAUACAGCAGAUCUGCCAGUGCUAGACAUUAAUAGUAAUUUCAGGAAACGUACCAUAUUAGCACAUAUUUGGGCACUUGCAUGCUUAAACCACUAAGUCAUUGCUUUUCGAAUGGUUAGAGGCUUAUUUUUAGGUAUGAUGCAUAUCUGUAUGUGAGGCCAGAUGUCUUUGUGUUUGUCCCUUACUUCACUUAUGUGUUUAAUUUCUUUUAUAUAUAAAAAAUAUUUUAAAAUGGUAACCUGAGGUAAAAGUCACUGGAGAUGCUGAAUUGUGCUUGGAUUAGAACUUCCUCUGGUUUAAGAUACAAAUGGGCUUACAUGAAAAAGAUAUAUUUUAGUAGUGACUAGGGCACAGGUGUUCUAUAACUUCAGAACUGGCAUAAAGUGAAUGUGCUGUGCCUGGAUCUUUGACUUACUCUAUCCAAAUUUGCAAUCGGUACGUCCUAGAAAUUUACUGGAGAUGAGGUCCAUUUAGUAGAUUAAAAUAAAAACUCAACCUCUGUAGGAAGUUGUAGAGCUGAAGCAAAAGGUCACAGCAUUGUUAUUAAAGUUGAUGGGACUGUCGAAAGGACACCAUUCUAAAGAUGUGUUAAUACAGGAUAUCCAGGCUGAUAAAUCCUAGGCUUAUAUUUUUCUGAAUUUUCUACUACAGUAAAAUGAAAAAUUUCAGUGUGGUUGUAAUGAGGUUGGAGGCUUCACUCUGAUAUUAAACCCAUCCCAUACUACAACUUUAAGACUAAAGGGACACAUCAACUGGGAAAUCACAUUUCUUUUUGAAAAUGUUAUGCCUAUGAUUAUUCAACAACUGAUAAGUUAGCAAUUUGUUUCUUUAAUUUAGCUUGUCUUUUGACAGCACUUUUGUGUUUAGUUAGUUUCACUGUUUUGCCUCCAUAGCCAAUUAAUCACUUUUUUCCCUUGCCCAAACAAACAUCAGCAGGGGAGCAAAAUAAUCUUAAAGCACUUUAAAUUGUGUGUGUGGUUUUUUUUUUUUUUUUUUAUUUUAAAUUAAGGCAUACUGUCAGUUUAAAAAGAGAACCAAGUUGAUAGUGUCUCAAUAUUAAGUAACAUAAUGUGUUAACAUUUGGAUAUCCAUACAACUGCUUCCUGGUAUUUUGUGAGUAGGAAGUAUCUCCCUCUAUUAAUCACAUGAAUCGCCUUGAAUGAUUGGUUUGGUUUGUGUUGAAAGCCUAAAUAGGGUUGGAUUUCCUGUCUGAGGAAAUAUAUUUUUGACACUUUGGUCUGCUAUAGAUAAGGUGUCAAAAUAGUAGAAGAAUAUAUUUAUGUUGCUUAUCAGAUGAAGUUAUCUUCAUAGGGCAGAGGGGAAAAUUGCCUUUGUUUUAAAUGGCUAUUUUUACAUCUGUUGUGCUCAAAUUUCAGCUUACUGGGCCUUAUUCAACUGCUGUCCUAAUAGCAUUCCUUUGAUUUUGAGGCAGCAUAUGAUUGCUUUGAACAGCCCUCAGUCUUCCAUUCAUGCAGAUAAAACCAGUUUGUAUGUGCAGAGUUAUAGAAUGAUAGCUUUCAUACCGUAAGCAGUGGCUUUUUGAGCACAUUCAAAUUAAGUAGGUCUGAAAGUCAUUACACUUGGAUAUGGUGGUUAAGCACUUUAUAAAAAAAAAAAAGCAGCUUUUGUUUUUUCCUGGCUGCUAAGCCAAAUGAAAGUACUCGUGAUUUUUUUUUUUCAAGCAGCAGCAAAGUUUACACUCUAGAAAUAAUUUAUAUCCUACGUCUUCUCAAAUGUCAGUUUUUCCUUUUUGUUCCCUUGUAAUGCUAGCUUUCCUUACAUGUUUUUAAGAGUACAGUAUUUUUCAUAUAAAAUGCAUUGGGUCUUGUUCAUAUUCUGAUGUUUAUGUAAAUGCUUACAGCCUCCUGUCCCUAAAGGAAAUGGUGGUGGUGCAGAAAACAUGCAGAAAAAAUCUUAACUUUAUUUGGCUGGUAAUUUUUAACCUUCAUUUGCCAUUUUUAUGACUGUAUAAGAUAUACUUAAAAUCUUUCUUUGAAAUACCAGUUUGUAUUUUUGGUACAAGUGAAUGUUUUUAUUCUUGGGUAGCAUUAUCUAUUUUUGGAUUAGAAAACCUGUAUACACUGAAAAUGAACAAAUAUUGUAUUGAAUAAAUGUGUAUAGAAUUGA
Messenger RNA from Caretta caretta (loggerhead turtle), 3825 nucleotides. RefSeq names its product osteoclastogenesis associated transmembrane protein 1 (gene OSTM1). The record is from RefSeq and is a predicted model, not a curated record. NCBI's taxonomy places the organism in Eukaryota, Metazoa, Chordata, Testudines, Cheloniidae. Gene Ontology annotation, cellular component: cytosol.